GCUCAGUCCUGGCGCGACGCUUGGAACGGACAGUUCUCGCGCGGUCGCUUUCUCCGCUUUCUGUGUCUACCUAUUCGCCUGCGCCUUCGAUUCGUCUCGUCGCUCUUUUAUUUUUUUCCCUCCUGCUUUCGUCAUUGUCGUCUCGUGGGUGAUCAUGAUCGUGGAGAAGCUGCAGUUUUGAGAGCAAACGUUCGCUUGCAGUUGCCGCCGCCGUCAUUGCCGCUGCCGCCGCUGCUGCUGCUGCUGCUGCUGCUGCUACUUCAGGAAGCGUGAAAAUCAACGAAGAGAAGAAAAAUGUGGGACCGGCUGUUCGAGCUGCACGGGCGCUUCUGCGCGGGUCACCCGCUGGAGGUGAUCGUCACUACGUUCACCCUGACGGCGUGCAUGCUCAACAUGGAGACCGGGGCCGCGGUGAGGGACACGAAGAGUUUGCCCGUUGCUCCGGCGGGACAUUGCUGGAACGGACGCUGCUCUACCGAACCGGACUUGAAUGCCGCGGACGUCAUCCUCAUGACAAUGAUACGCUGCUUGGCGAUUCUUUUCAGCUAUCACCAGUUCCGCAAUCUCCAGAACUUGGGCUCCAAAUAUAUCCUUGGAAUCGCAGGGCUCUUCACGAUGUUUUCAAGUGUCAUCUUUACCUCGAGCGUGCUGAACUUCGGUCGCAGCGAUAUUUCUGAUCUGAAAGACGCUCUGUUCUUUUUCCUGUUGGUGAUUGAUUUGAAUAAGGCGAGCAUGCUCGCUCAGCUGGCACUCAACUCCAAGAAUCAGGACGAGGUGCGAGCCAACAUCGCUCGAGGCAUGUCGCUGCUUGGUCCGUCGAUCACCCUCGACACUCUCGUCGAGAUUCUAUUGAUCGGCAUCGGCUCCUUGUCGGGUGUCAGGCGAUUGGAGAUACUCUGCGGAUAUGCUUGUCUCGGCGUUGUCGUCAAUUACGUUGUUUUCAUGACUUUCUAUCCUGCCUGCUUGUCCUUGGUACUCGAGCUUUCACGUAGCAGCAACAACAAGCUACACAUGCAUCACAGUAGCAGCGGCAGUUUGGUGAACGAAGAAGAUCAAAAGCCAAAUCCAGUCGUCGAACGUUUGAAGCUCAUCAUGAUCGCCGGCUUAUUCGUCGUACACGCGCACAGCCGUUGGCCAUUUCGUAAUGAGAACGCCGAAGAGCAAAUAGCCGAAACGGUGUCUCAAGUGAGCCCUGGCAUCCUCCUCACAAAUCGCAAUAAAACCGAAGCAACUCCCGACUUCCGUGGCUACCUGAUGAACUGGCUGUCCGUGAGUGCGGACAACAUUGUGAUUCUCAUCCUCCUCUUGGCACUAGCGAUCAAAUUCAUCUUCUUUGAGGAUCGCGGGGGUGAAAUCGUUCAGCAACUUCGCUUCGAGGAGAGCAAAAACGUCGAAAUGAAUUGCAGCGAGGUCGAAAACGAAUUGAAUCCAACGCUCGCAGCCAUGAGUAUGAGACCGAGAACGGCAGUGUUCUCCGACUGGGUUGAAGUUGGUAGUGAAGCUGAUGUUCAGGUGGUAGACAAGAGUGUGCAAACCGAGGAUAAGAUGUUGGAAUCGAUGAGCUCCAGCAGUGAGACUUUGUGCUCCAAGUCGGAUACCAUUAGAAGUAUCGAGGACUGCCUAGCUCUUUAUCGCUCAGAGCUGGGAGCUAAUGCCUUAACCGACGCAGAGGUCAUUCAACUCGUGAAACACCGACAUAUCCAACCAUAUCAGCUCGAAAAAGCCGUUGGCGACAUGGAACGCGGCGUGGGGAUUCGUCGCAUCAUUGUCGGCAAUAGUGGUGGUUUCUUGGAUGAUCUCAAAGAUCUUCCUUAUCACCAUUACGAUUACAGCAAAGUUCUUGGCUCUUGCUGUGAAAAUGUUUUGGGUUACGUGCCAAUUCCUCUUGGUAUCGCUGGCCCACUGAAAAUCGAUGGGGAAUUUUAUCAUAUUCCAAUGGCUACGACUGAGGGUUGUCUUGUUGCUUCGACGAACCGUGGAAGCAGAGCGCUCAUUGGCUGUGGAGUUACUAGCAGAGUUGUCGCCGAUGGUAUGACCAGAGGCCCGGUGGUGCGUUUCCCAGAUAUAGUGCGUGCAAGCGAGGCGAUGACGUGGAUGCAAAUACCCGAAAAUUUUGACAAGAUGAAAACAAGCUUUGACGAGACAAGUCGUUUCGCUCGUCUCACUAGAAUUCAAAUUCGCAUUGCUGGUCGCCAACUAUUCAUCCGUUUCGUCGCGAAAACUGGCGACGCUAUGGGCAUGAAUAUGCUGUCGAAGGGAACUGAAAAAUCACUGCACACAGUUCAAGAACGUUUUCCCGACAUGGAAAUUCUCUCACUCAGUGGUAACUUUUGCUCUGACAAGAAACCUGCUGCUGUCAAUUGGAUCGAAGGUCGUGGUAAAAGCGUCGUCUGUGAAGCUAUCGUACCUGCAGAAAUUGUAUCUUCGGUGCUGAAAACUACCACUCAUGCGUUGGUGGACGUGAACAUUAAUAAAAAUAUGAUCGGAUCUGCGGUUGCUGGAAGCAUCGGAGGAUUUAAUGCGCACGCCGCUAACGUUGUGACGGCUAUCUACAUUGCCACCGGGCAGGACCCCGCACAAAAUGUUGGCAGCAGCAACUGCAUGACCCUCAUGGAGCCUUGGGGUCCAGAUGGCAAUGACUUGUAUGUAUCGUGUACAAUGCCAAGCAUCGAAGUUGGCACGGUCGGCGGUGGCACCGGGCUUCCCGCACAGGGUGCUUGCCUAGCUAUGCUAGGUGUGAAAGGAGCUCACGCCGAAACUCCUGGACAGAAUGCAGAUAAGUUGGCGAGGAUUGUCUGCGCGGCUGUGCUUGCCGGUGAGCUUUCUCUCAUGGCUGCGCUUACGGCUGGUCAUCUGGUCAAGAGCCAUCUUAGGCACAAUAGGUCGACAACAAAAGUAACCAGUGUGUUGACCUCGAUGUCGUCUCCACGACGAGAGCAAAGCAUCAACUUGACUGUGCCAAAUACGCUGCCCGCGUUCCAGCCAACCUGUACAAAUGCAACCCAUGGCUCGUAGCGCUAGUUUAGAACAAU
This is a messenger RNA of Phymastichus coffea, 3032 nucleotides long. It is a transcript of the gene Hmgcr, whose product is annotated as 3-hydroxy-3-methylglutaryl-coenzyme A reductase. Gene Ontology annotation, biological process: coenzyme A metabolic process; isoprenoid biosynthetic process; sterol biosynthetic process. NCBI's taxonomy places the organism in Eukaryota, Metazoa, Arthropoda, Insecta, Hymenoptera, Eulophidae. Gene Ontology annotation, cellular component: endoplasmic reticulum membrane; peroxisomal membrane. The transcript has 11 exons. Bases 295 to 3015 code for a protein of 906 amino acids. The record is from RefSeq and is a predicted model, not a curated record. Gene Ontology annotation, molecular function: hydroxymethylglutaryl-CoA reductase (NADPH) activity; NADP binding; protein binding.